UAUGCAAUCGUGGUGAAGUGCUGUCUUCUGAUUGGAAUUCUGUUAGUGUACUUGGCGAGUAAUUGUAUGGGCGUCUCAUGGAGGGAUUCAUUGCGCCGGUUAUUUUUUGGCUAUUACAGUUCAUUUCCGUCUACGGGAAAGAACUUGCACCGUUCAGAGUAAUCCAACCGAUACAGCUCCAUGGAACGCAUCCAAAAGCCAAAAAUAUCGAUGAGAACAAUCCGGAAUACGUGCGGACCAUCUUCAAAGUGCCCAUACCCAACAAUGCUCCUAGUAUGGCGCAACAUCAACCCGACAAAAAGCAGCUGCAUGCCGCUGAAAACGAGCCGCUGCUAAACCAGCUGAGUCCCAAUCGCACCGAGGACGCCCUCAACCACUCCAUCCUGUCACCCACCGACAUGCCCAGUGAGAUGCUGAUCUUCGCCACGGAGACUGCCAUCAAAGCGGUAACGGCGUUCUCCAGUGUGUCCGAUAUGGCCGAGUAUAUGCGGAUGAAGUUUGAGUCGCGGUUCUCCGUGACGGGAAUGCCCGGCAACUGGCAGGCCAGUGUUGGGACGAACUUUGCCGCUAGUAUUCGCAAGAAAGUUGGAACGGGAUUUUAUGCCAGGUUAAAGGGAGUUUACUUCCUCGUCUAUGCCACACCAUAAGUCCCCUUUGCGCUUUUUGCUUGCCUGACGCUUCAGUAAACCAAUCGCCGGGUGCUCUUGAAAACAUUUUGUAAAUAUUUUGAUAUUAUAAUAAUUUGUAUUUGUGAUGCCACUGUAUUUUGGAGUGCAAAAUACUGCAAAUACUUGUGUGAUGAAAAAUCCCGUAAACCGGUUUGCGCAAUUU
This is a messenger RNA of Paramacrobiotus metropolitanus, 831 nucleotides long. RefSeq lists its product as uncharacterized. Bases 78 to 647 code for a protein of 189 amino acids. Gene Ontology annotation, biological process: microtubule-based process. The transcript is spliced from 4 exons. The record is from RefSeq and is a predicted model, not a curated record. Gene Ontology annotation, cellular component: dynein complex. Lineage: Eukaryota; Metazoa; Tardigrada; Eutardigrada; Parachela; Macrobiotidae.